UCAAAGGCCUGACUACUGCACCCCAAGCAAUACAACAUUAUUGUGACUACUGAUUCACACACACAUACACACACAUACAUGUGGGAGACCAGAGGAGAACAUUCCACAACAGCAAAGAACCGGGCGGCACGAACAUCCUGAGGAAACAACACUCACUUCCUGUCAAAUUAAGCCAAGCCGACGGCUGCUCGGGGUGAUAACCGCCACCACUCGCUGACCACUGAGUGGCUGUAGUAGAGCACCACCUUAGUAUCAGCUCCCACCCACCAGUUCCACAUCUGCCCACCGCCCAUCAACCAGCCUAGUCACAAGUCCGUUAACUUACAGGACAGUCGGCAGUGUUCCUCAACAGGAUGGGCCUCCUACUACUGCUCACCUCCACGCUCCUGUCCAGCUACUUCCAUCCAUGGAGAGUGGUGGACGCGCAGGCAUUAUUCACAAUAAAAGGCAUCACCCUAUCCAUCGAGCCCAGUGAUGAUGUCAUUCGAGACACCAGUGUGAUACUGAAAUGCCAGGCCGUUGUCAGCAGCUCAGGGCAGGAGCCACUGAGUCGUCAUUACACCAUAUACAAGGACGGGGAAGAAGUCUACACCAAGACAUCCAGCACCUCGGAGGAUCUUCUGUACCGACUGCCCGAGGCCAGAGUCUCCAACACCGGCAAAUAUAAGUGCCAGAUCACCAUUGAGGACAAAAAGAUGAUCAGCGAUUUUAAGAGACUCACAGUAACAGGCCUGUCAGUACCAGAGGUCCACCUUAACAAGGCUGUGAUCAGUGAGGGGGAGGAGGUAACAGCCAGGUGCAUGGCACCUGGUGAGACAGGCUCCAUCAUUUUCUACUUCUACGAAGACUCCAAAGAGAUCUUGGAGAAGAAGGUCAACUCCAACCAGACUGAGGUGAAGCAUCGCUUCAACAGCGUUGGCAUCCACAAAGUUCACUGUGCCUACACUGUCCUCGUGAUGCCAGACUCCUUCAAGUCCAAAGAUAGCAACACUGUCCCCAUUUCAGUCAAAGAGUAUCCCAUCACACUGGUUUUGGACAUUUCCCCUACGUACAAGAUCUAUGAAGGAGACAGACUCGACAUCUCGUGCACCAUCAUAAAGUCUCAGCAUAGCUCUCAAAGUAUCCAACUGUUCUUGAGCCAGGGGACCCAACUUCUCCGCAGUGAAAGCACUAAAACCAAAGUCAGCCACAACAUGACCGCACUGGCAAAGAACUCAGGGGAGUUUGAGUGCAGAUUAGUGAUGGGAAAUGUAGUGAAAGUUGCCACGAAGACGAUUUCAGUGACAGAGCUGUUUUCAGUGCCCAUUCUCACCAUGUCUCCUGCUGAAGUCUUUGAAAAGGAAUAUAUGAAACUAACCUGCAAAAGUGAAAGCUUUGCCUCUGAAAAACUCCGCAGGGAAGAGUUGAUAUACUCUCUGGAUCCAUCCAAAAACGCACUGAGCCAAAACAAUGGGGAAUUUUCUGGCUUGGCCCUGCAGCAUGAUUUGAACUAUACCUGCAUAGCUCGAGCCAAGGGCAUCGUGAAACACAGUAACACCCUGACUGUUCGUCCUAAAGUUCCUGUCUCCAAUCCAAAGAUCUCGGUGGUUGACAAGGUGGUCCUCAAACAGCCCUUCAAGAUACUCUGUAAGUCGGACAAUGGCAGCCUGCCAAUAAACUACACCUUGCUGAAGGACAAAAGCCAACUGAGCACCAUCAGCGUCAAGCUGCCCAUUCAAAAAGCGCUCUUCACAGUCACCGUCACCCAUACUGAUGAAAUAAGCAAGUAUACGUGCGAGGCAAAGAAUAGUCACAAGAAAAGCCUGGUCAGUGAAAAACUCAACGCUACUGUCAUAGUGCCUGUUUCGAGGCCGACUCUGACCGUCAUCCCCCCCUUGCCCGAAAUCUCUGAGGGAGAUCAUCUUUAUUUGAUAUGUGGUACCCAAGGCACCCCGCCGGUAACCUUUAAGUGGUACCGUGUUGGAAACAAACAGCCGCUGUUCACCACCACCUCCAACAACAAUCACACAAACUACCAGGUCUCCGGGUUGACCAAACAGCACAGCGGCACCUACUACUGUGAGGCCGUCAACCACGCCAACAAUGCUGUCAGCAGCGAGUUGGUCGACAUAGAGGUUAACCUGGCAACGUGGAAGAAAGCUUUGAUCGGGGGGUUCUGUCUGCUGGUGGUCUCGGUGCUGGUGGUGGUACUUGUGCUGUGCUUCAGAUCCAAGAGAGGUAAAAGAGAAGCAGCUGCUGAAUUGUCAGUAAAGCCUUCGAGCCCUAAAUCAGAUGACUCUUUAAGAUUGAAUCUAACCCACGACACAGAGGUUUAUAAAGCAGCCACAGACGCAGCGCCGCACUAUGAUGGCAUGGAGGGGAGAGUGACCAAUGGGACGCGAGAUAGCGUGGCGUCGCUUCCCGCUGACAUCAGCAACAGGAGCAGCUACAGUAUCCCAGCCACAGUGUAGAGACACCCUGAUGUGGGAGGGACUUGAAUUCAAUUUUUAAAAAACUUUCAGAGAAAAGGAAGUUCUAAUAAAAGACUGAGAGCAAAAAAUCAAAAGGAACACACAUGGCAGUAAUCGUGCUUGUCACGCCAAGUGUUGUAGGAUUUGGACAUUCUCUUCAUAGAUGGGAUUUCUUAGUGAAAAGGAGGGGUGUGUUACAACCAAAAAAUGAACCAGCACCCGCUGCUCCCUCUCCCCUCCUCCUGCAAUCUAGAUGGCCUUUGAUUUUAUACUUAACAUUACUGUCUUUGUCCUUUGUUUCUUCGUUCGCCAUGUCUGUGCGAUUGCAUGUCCUCUAAAUGUUGCAACUGCUCUGUUUGUCUGAUAAGCAUCUUUAAAAGGAGUUGGUGAAUGUUUGAUUUGUAUAUACAUUUUUAUCACCAUCACAGGAAAUGUGUGUAUAUAUUUUUGGUUGAUCCCUUGACUGUCUGAAAGAGACACUUGUAGAAUAAAGAAGUUGGUUUUAUUUAGAAGCGUGUCAUUACCAUUCAUUUUGCUCCAGCUGUUGCAUCUGAGGCUAAAUUCAUAUGCUGAAAACUUUUGAAGUGCAAAAACUGCUAAGUGCAAGAAUGUGUAUUAUUAUGAUGCAUGUAUGAAUGUUUUAUUAUGGGCUCUGGAUGGUGUUAUCAUACCAGCACGGGUCCAAAGUGAGAAUUCCAACAUAACAUUAAGUCGAUUCAUUCUCUAAAAAGGAAUGCACAACAGAGACUUCCUUUAGAAGUUGAAACAAUAGAGUC
Messenger RNA from Thunnus maccoyii (southern bluefin tuna), 3226 nucleotides. RefSeq names its product platelet and endothelial cell adhesion molecule 1b (gene pecam1b). Gene Ontology annotation, biological process: cell surface receptor signaling pathway. The record is from RefSeq and is a predicted model, not a curated record. The coding region runs from base 354 to 2450 and encodes 698 amino acids. Gene Ontology annotation, molecular function: transmembrane signaling receptor activity. NCBI's taxonomy places the organism in Eukaryota, Metazoa, Chordata, Actinopteri, Scombriformes, Scombridae. The transcript has 12 exons.